AUGGAGUGCAAAUCCGAACUUCAGCGACGUGUUUUGCUAAUAUUCUAUCAUGUUGAACCUUCGAAUGUCAGGAAGCAGAAUGGAGAUUUAACCGAAGCAUUUCAGAAGCACGAAGAGGACAUCAGUAAAGAAGAAGAUGACGGGAAACUUAAAGGACUAUUGCUCCAGUUUACUCAAAGAUUUAAGUUGCUUUUCAAGAUCACUGACAACAGGCGCAUGGUAGAGUAUAUUAGAGAAAUUGUUGACAAGAAUGUUAUGAAAUGGCUUCCAAUUACAAACGAAUUUGAUGUGGCCAAGCACCCGAUCGGAUGUUCGCAUGGUUGGAAUUUGGGGGAUGGGUGGAUUGGGCAAACAACAAUUGCCAACGCCAUUUAUAACCAAAUUCAUGGUGGGUUCCAAUUCAAAAGUUUCCUUUCCGGCGUCAGGGACACUGCAAGUCAAGCAGACGGUCUGGUUGAUUUGCAAAAAACACUUAUGUAUGACAUCUUGGCAAAGAUGCCUGAAAUAAGUAGUGUUGAUCAUGGUAUCGGUCAGAUAAAACUACAAUGUGGACAUAGAAAGGUACUUGUCAUCAUGGACAACAUAGAUAAAGAGGAUCAACUGGAUGCAAUAGCUGGAAAUCACAAGUGGUUUGGUCCAGGAAGUAGAAUUGUCAUAACGACACGAGAUAAACAUUUAUUAAAUAAAGUGGAUGGGAUAUAUCCAGCUCAGAAAUUGAAUGAUGAAGAAGCUUUGGAGCUCUUUAGUUGGCAUGCUUUUGGAGAGAGUUGGCCUAACAAAAAUGAUCGUCUACUCCCAAAAAAGGUUGUUUCUUACUGCAAAGUCGCUGAAGAGGUUGAAAAUCAUGAAUCUUAGUCAUUCUAAAUCCUUAAAAGAAUCACCGGACUUUUCACAUGUCCUAGAUCUUAAAGAGUUGAUAUUGGAAAACUGUGACAGGUUGUCCAAGAUUCACCCCUUCAUUGGUUGGCUUGAAAAUCUCUCUUCCGUAAACCUUAGAAACUGUUAGUCUUAUUUCUCUUCCAAGGCAAUUCUGUAUGUCAAAAUCUGUUAAGACUCUUUGUCUUAAUAAUUGUCCGAAUUUCACAGAACUGCAUGAGGAUAUAGGGAAGAUGGAAUCAUUUGAAAUACUUGAAGCAGAGGAUACAGCCAUAAGACAUGUACCACCUUCCAUUGUAAGGUUGAACCUCACUCGUUUAUCUAUAAGGUUUGGGUACUAGAAUUUGGGCUAGAGAACAUCCUUCCAGUUGGUGGCAAACCUCGGUUGCCUCCAGAUUAGAAUGUCAUAUUUCUUUUUUCUUUUUUGUGAGGAAACAAAUUGUAAUAUAAGAAUAAAACAACAAAUUUGCAUAACUGAUCUUUGAUACAAUUUUGUACAAAUGUUGGUUAUGAACAGACUGAAAAUUUAGAAUCAGUGAAGGGCUAAGGGACAAGAUUAAGCUA
Molecule: messenger RNA, 1440 nt
Organism: Pyrus x bretschneideri (Chinese white pear)
Lineage: Eukaryota; Viridiplantae; Streptophyta; Magnoliopsida; Rosales; Rosaceae
Product: disease resistance protein RPV1-like
Exons: 5
Coding region: 1-855 (284 amino acids)
Biological process (GO): defense response; signal transduction
Molecular function (GO): ADP binding
Source: RefSeq, a predicted model, not a curated record